Molecule: messenger RNA, 3828 nt
Organism: Dunckerocampus dactyliophorus (ringed pipefish)
Lineage: Eukaryota; Metazoa; Chordata; Actinopteri; Syngnathiformes; Syngnathidae
Gene: rce1a
Product: Ras converting CAAX endopeptidase 1a
Exons: 8
Coding region: 535-1497 (320 amino acids)
Biological process (GO): CAAX-box protein processing
Cellular component (GO): endoplasmic reticulum membrane
Molecular function (GO): metalloendopeptidase activity
Source: RefSeq, a predicted model, not a curated record
UUAUGACGUAAUCACCCUGCGCUGACUAAUAAGCCAGUGCACAGCCGCUCAGGAGAGUGCCCAUAUCGCAUGUGGAGCAAAAUACGUGAAAAGUUCCAUUAAUUCAAAUGUGUAGACUGUGAAAAUGAAGCCCCAGGAGUCUACAGGAAGAGAGAAGAACACUUUUAGGUGUCUGAAAGUGACUACUUCGGGGCAAUCCAGACUAUGCUUCGUUUGGUUUAGCUAGGUGUGCGACUGUCCACAUGUUUGGUAACGUGUAUUGUUUGUUACAGCAAACAUAAGAAGACGUGUAUACGUCAACAAAGAACACGACGGUCGAAGUGCGUGCAUAUCUUUUUUUAAUUUGAACAAUAUCGUGCUAACCCGGGACACAAUAACCAUGUGAAGUGAUCACACUGCUGUGUCUCUGCUAGCAACGUUAGCUUACGUCAACGGGGACUAUGACAGUGCUCGCUGCUGUUUUAUUUGUCCACGUUAGAUGGCCCAGUUCCCCUCCAUGUUGUGCUUCUGGUUUAGCCAUUUGAGACUGACGCUAUGGCAAACGAGGAGGAAUUAGUGCCGAGCCUUCUGGCAGGGGAGCUUGGUAAUGGCGACGUUGUGCCUCCAGCGAGUGUGUGCGGGCUGUCGGUUCUGUCCUGUCUGCUGCUCGCUUGUUCUUACGUCGGCAGUUUGUACGUGUGGAGGAGUGACCUGCCAAGGGAUCACCCCGCUGUUAUAAAACGCCGCUUCACCAGCGUGUUAAUCAUAUCAGGUCUGUCGCCUCUCUUUGUGUGGGUAUGGAAGGAACUGACAGGCGUCCGGAUGGUGUCUCCACUGCUGGCGGUCAUGGGGGUGCGCUUUGAAGGCCUCAUCCCUGCCAUUGUCCUGCCUUUGGUGCUCACCAUGAUCCUGUUUCUGGGCCCCCUGACACAGUUGGCAAUGGAUUGUCCCUGGACCUUCAUGGAUGGUAUCCGGUUAGCAUUUGACCCAUGGUUCUGGACGUUGUGUUUCAACGACAUGCGGUGGUUGAGGAACCAGGUAGUGGCACCGUUGACAGAAGAGCUGGUGUUCAGGGCCUGUAUGCUGCCCAUGUUGGUGCCCUGCACCGGCCCCGCCACCGCCAUCUACACCUGCCCUCUCUUUUUUGGCAUGGCUCACUUCCACCAUGUGAUUGAGUCGCUACGCUUCCGACGGGGGUCAUUGUCAGGGAUCUUCCUCUCAGCUGCGUUCCAGUUCUCCUACGCGGCCGUGUUUGGAGCCUACGCAGCCUUCAUUUUUGUGAGAACAGGUCACCUGGUGGGCCCAGUGCUCUGCCACUCCUUCUGUAACUACAUGGGUUUCCCGGCCAUCAGUUCGGCCUUGGAGCACCCACACCGCCUCACUGUCCUUUGCUCUUACCUGCUGGGGGUCUUCCUCUUCCUCCUCCUUCUCUACCCCCUCACCGACCCCUCCUACUAUGGCAUACCCACACCAGUGUGCGCCCUGGCCUUUUCUUCUAGCACCCUGUGCAUCCCCUGAUCCUGGCCCCACCCUUUACUCCCUCUCCUUUCUUUGCGUCUUUCAUCUUCUACUGACAAGCGCUCGUGGUGGUUGACAUUUGAGAGCUCAGGUCCGCUUUGUGCCGAUUGGUGCUUGACCACGGUCAUCAGGGUGUUAGGUGGUCUCCUGAUAAGUGUAGCGCUUGGAGGCUCAUAUUGCAGAGGAGCACCGGUGAAGGACAUAUUUAUUCCUGAAGCAGUUAUUUCAUCCUGAUUUUGGUGCAGUGUUUGCUACAGUUGAACCGUUUAAAAACGUUGGACUUGGACCAUUCCAGUACAAUUCAAAUCAUUAGUGAGUAGUUUUGAUCCUUUUCAAUCAAUUUUUUGAUGUUAUACUUUACCGCUUAGACAUAGUACAUCUUUUUAUGCAGGCCGCUAAAUCGUUUACUUGCACAAUAAAGGCAGCAGCAAGAACUUUAAAAUGCAAAAACACUCUAUAAGCUAAACUGGAACUGUGAAGAAAAUGUUGACUGCUUCAGCAAUAUCGAUUUUUUUAAGUGAUUGACGUGUGCUUGUGGGGUACUGUUUAUACACACUAGAGGGCGUGAGAGAGCCGUGUUAUUGCUUCUGUUGGAUUUCUCAGUUUUACUCAAAGCAGCGCAGUCCAACCUCAACCCAAAUAAUAUGCCUAAACAUGAACUGAAUCAACACGUUUUUAAUGUGGAGCCAAUUUCCAACUUUUUCUCUCAAAUGAUCCACACAUCAUAUUCUGCUAAAUGUGUGUUUUUUUUUUUCAAAUAAACUAAUUCAAAUAAAUGACAAUGCAGCAGCAGGUGUAUUACUGCAAUAAGCAUAUUAGGGCAGUAAGAUAAGUAAAAUUGUGAGACUAUUGAUGAACUAACCCAGUGGUUCUCAACCUUUUUACAGUGAGGUAUCCCCUAAAGAAUCUUUUUUGUGUCAGCCAAGUAACCCCUAACCACAGAGAAGCAUUUUUGGUAAAAAAAAAAAAAAAAAGAUGUAGAACACAGUGCUGCAGCAUCACUAUCUGAUUUAUUACUCUCCAAAGGAGUGCUCGUCUGUCGGGUUCUUGUUUGAAACAGUUGAAAAUAACACUACUCACUAAAAGUUAGGCAUAUUCGGCUUUCAGGUGAAAUUGCAGGAUGAACCUAAAAUGCACUACCUGUAUAACCUUUACAGGUGAGCUUAAUUUCACCUUCUCUGAACUUUUGAAUGUUCAACUGUUGAACGUUUCAAUACUUUUUGCGCAAUUGCUGUUCUCUAACAAGGAGCUGAACGGCAAAUUCACAACCGGUGCGAAAUCUGUGACUCUCUAAGAUCAGCGGCCACUUACUUCUGAGGACAUCCUGUUUGACUUUCAAAAUCCGCAGGUGAUCAAAUACGUAUUUCCGCGUGUGUGUUUACACAUAUAUUAAAGGGCACCACUGUACUAAUCAAUAUGUUUUAACAACAGCGAGGCUCAGCCACUCCCACAACAACAAGGAUGAUUUAUCUUACAGUCUGAAGAGACAGCUCCUUUAGCCAAUUCAAUUACUCAAAGCUGCCUUAAGAGGCACCUGUCACUGCUAAUGCCCCAUCAUGCCCCCUGCCCUUCCAACCAAGCCACCCCCCAAUGUUAUUUAUGCUGACUGUUAAUGAGUCCUUCACUUUUUCCGCUUUGUCUUCACCUGCCACUGAGUUGUAAUUUCCCCACUCACAGGCAUUGAUUUGCAAACACGAUCCAACUGAAUUUUGCUUUUACCGCUCUCAUCAAACAACAUACUCAGCGGACUUUUCCCCUCUACAAAAUAAUGUGGCCCGCAACGCCGACAGAGACUGCACAGUCUAUUUUUGCACAGCUCUGUUGUUGUAAUACACCACAUUUCAGACAAUGAGUCAGCUCUUCUUUCCUAUCAGCACUAUUUUUUCUAAUCACAUCUAUUUUGGUGAUUGCGUAGAGAUAUGUGCAUGUAUUUUAUGCUCGCGAGUCACGGCUGUAAACUUUUAGUACGACAAUCUUUUACACAAUAUGUUUGUGAAUAAAUCGUGCAGUUUUAUACACCAAUCAGCGCCUGUGAUGUUUUUGUGAUGCCUUCAUAUUUGUCUAGCCAAACAACUUGUGAUUAAUACUACAGUAUAUGAUUUUUCAACGCAACGCCGAUGCUAGUGACAACAAAGAUGUGAUUCUCCUUACAAGCCAGUGUAUCCUUAAAAUGGUGAUGAUUACAUAUUGUGUAUUUAACUUGACAUGAGUGUGGCCUUUGCCACACGUAGCACGAGUGACUGACAAAUUGUCUUACGAAGGACACAUUGUCCUGCAGUGCGUGUAUAAUAGCUCAAAGCAAAAGGGCUAGAAAGUGUUGUUUUAUGGUCC